AUGGUUAAGCUCACCCAGAUCGACGACGCCGACGUCGCCCAGUUCGAAAAGGUCGAAGUGACCGCCCCCGUUGUUGCCGACGAGUCGGACUCGGAACAGGACGACCUGGACUUCGACGACGACUUCGACUUGGAAAACGAAACUAUCUACGAAAGAAUCGUCGCCCUCAAAGACAUCAUUGCCCCCGAACAAAGAUCGCAGAUUGUCAAUGCCGGGGAAAACGUCAAGGCGUGGGCGUCGCUGGCGUUCCAAAAGACGGGUAACUUCUUGUGGAUUGUCACCUCGCUGGCGCUUUUGCUCGGGGUCCCCUUGACGUUGCUGAUCCUCGCCGAAACCCAAUUGCAAGAAAUGGAAAAGGAAAUGUCGUUGCAACAAUCGGCGCAAGACGUGCUUGCUCCCGGGACCGAGGGGGCGUUCGCCGAGAAGAAGUAA
Messenger RNA from Diutina rugosa, 432 nucleotides. It is a transcript of the gene TOM22, whose product is annotated as Tom22p. NCBI's taxonomy places the organism in Eukaryota, Fungi, Ascomycota, Pichiomycetes, Serinales, Debaryomycetaceae. The transcript has a single exon. Gene Ontology annotation, cellular component: mitochondrial outer membrane. Bases 1 to 432 code for a protein of 143 amino acids. The record is from RefSeq and is a predicted model, not a curated record. Gene Ontology annotation, biological process: intracellular protein transport.